AUGGAUUUGUACCUGGUUGGAUAUAUGAUGUGUGUGUGGUUGUCCAGCUGGCGGGUGCUUGGAGGUUAUCCCAUCUGGUGGUCCCUAGCCUUGGGGCAGCAGUACUCGUCUCUGGGCUCCCAACCCAUCCUGUGUGGCUCUAUCCCCGGCCUGGUGCCCAAGCAGCUGCGCUUCUGUCGCAACUACAUCGAGAUCAUGCCCAGUGUGGCCGAGGGCGUGAAGCUGGGCAUCCAAGAGUGCCAGCACCAGUUUAGGGGGCGCCGCUGGAACUGCACCACCAUCAAGGACAACCUGGCCAUCUUCGGGCCCGUGCUGGACAAAGCCACCAGAGAGUCGGCGUUCGUCCACGCCAUCGCCUCUGCGGGCGUGGCAUUUGCUGUAACGCGGUCCUGCGCUGAGGGCACGUCCACAAUGUGUGGCUGUGAUUCCCACCACAAGGGUCCCCCGGGGGAGGGAUGGAAGUGGGGCGGCUGCAGCGAGGACGCUGAGUUCGGGGUGCUGGUGUCCAGAGAGUUUGCCGAUGCCAGAGAGAACCGGCCCGAUGCACGCUCUGCUAUGAACCGGCACAACAACGAGGCAGGACGCACGACCAUCCUGGACCACAUGCACCUUCGCUGUAAAUGCCAUGGCCUGUCUGGCAGCUGCGAGGUGAAAACAUGCUGGUGGGCACAGCCCGACUUCCGCAUGCUGGGUGACUACCUGAAAGACAAGUAUGACAGCGCCUCGGAGAUGGUGGUGGAGAAGCACCGCGAGUCGCGCGGCUGGGUGGAGACGCUGCGCGCCAAGUAUGCCUUCUUCAAACACCCCACGGAGCGUGACAUGGUCUACUACGAGGGCUCACCCAACUUCUGCGAGCCCAACCAGGAGACGGGCUCGUUCGGCACCCGCGACCGUGCCUGCAACGUGUCCUCGCACGGCAUCGAGGGCUGCGACCUGCUCUGCUGCGGCAGGGGCCACAACACCCGGACUGAGAAGCGAAAGGAGAAGUGCCACUGCAUCUUCCACUGGUGCUGCUACGUCAGCUGCCAGGAGUGUGUGCGCGUCUACGACGUACACACAUGCAAGUGA
Molecule: messenger RNA, 1068 nt
Organism: Salvelinus namaycush (lake trout)
Lineage: Eukaryota; Metazoa; Chordata; Actinopteri; Salmoniformes; Salmonidae
Product: proto-oncogene Wnt-3-like
Exons: 4
Coding region: 1-1068 (355 amino acids)
Biological process (GO): multicellular organism development; neuron differentiation; cell fate commitment
Cellular component (GO): extracellular region
Molecular function (GO): cytokine activity; frizzled binding
Source: RefSeq, a predicted model, not a curated record